Messenger RNA from Lachancea dasiensis, 2328 nucleotides. Lineage: Eukaryota; Fungi; Ascomycota; Saccharomycetes; Saccharomycetales; Saccharomycetaceae. The record is from the annotation of a GenBank genome assembly.
AUGGCAAAGAAACAGAGAGUUACGACGGCAACUAGGAAACAGCUUAGGCAAAAGGAAGACGAGUACAUCGCAAACCUUGAGGCUCAGAUAGACGAAUAUGAUGCUGAAAGUUCCAAGCACACUCUUUUCAAGGAGCUGCCCCUGAGUCAUCACGCCGUGAAGGGCCUUCGAGACAAUGCUUUCGUCAAAAUGACAGAAAUCCAACAGAAGUGCAUUCCAGUGGCCCUAAAGGGCCACGAUAUACUGGGAGCAGCAAGGACAGGCUCGGGUAAGACGCUAGCCUUUCUGGUGCCCGUUAUCGAAAAGCUGUACCGCGAAAAAUGGACAGAGUUCGACGGUCUGGGCGCUCUGAUCAUAUCUCCGACUCGUGAAUUGGCCAUGCAAAUUUACGAGGUCUUGGCGAAGAUUGGACGGUACACAUCUUUUUCCGCAGGGCUUGUUAUUGGUGGUAAAGACGUGAAGUUUGAGCUGGAGCGUAUUGCGAAGAUCAACAUUCUCGUUGGUACUCCAGGAAGGAUAUUGCAGCAUAUGGACCAAGCCGUUGGGCUCAACACUUCAAAUCUACAAGUUCUAGUCCUCGAUGAGGCUGAUCGGUGCCUAGAUAUGGGGUUCAAGAAAACUUUGGACGCUAUUGUUACCAACUUGCCUCCAGUAAGACAAACGCUGUUGUUUUCCGCCACGCAAUCACAAUCUUUAGCGGACCUUGCAAGACUGUCUUUGACAGAUUAUAAGACUAUCGGAACUGCCGAAGUCAAGGAGUCAGCUAAUAUGCCUACCACCCCAGAAACGCUCCAACAGUCCUACAUUGGAGUAGAGCUUCCCGACAAGCUGGAUAUUCUUUACAGUUUCAUAAAGACUCAUCUUAAGACCAAAAUGAUUGUCUUUUUGUCCAGCUCAAAGCAAGUACAUUUCGUAUAUGAAACGUUCAGGAAGCUUCAACCCGGAAUAUCUCUGAUGCACCUUCAUGGGAGACAGAAACAAACGGCCAGGACGGAGACGUUGGACAAAUACAGCAGAGCUCAACACACUUGCCUCUUUGCCACGGACGUGGUUGCCAGAGGCAUUGAUUUUCCGGCUGUCGAUUGGGUCAUUCAAGCGGACUGCCCUGAAAAUGUUGACACGUAUAUCCACAGGGUCGGGAGAUCGGCUCGUUAUGGUAAACAAGGAAAAUCUCUAAUAAUGCUUACCCCUCAGGAAGAGGAAGGUUUCUUGAAGAGGCUAAAGCAGAGGCAUAUUGAACCUAACAAAUUAACCAUCAAACAAUCGCGGAGGAAGUCCAUCAAACCACAAUUGCAAUCACUACUCUUUCAAGAUCCCGAGCUCAAGUACUUGGGCCAAAAGGCUUUCAUAUCGUAUGUGCGGUCCAUCUACAUUCAAAAAGACAAGGAAGUGUUUAAAUUCGAAGAGCUGCCCAAUGAAGAAUUUGCAAACUCACUAGGGCUUCCCGGAGCACCCAAGAUAAAGAUGAAGGGUAUGAAAUCUGUAGAGAAAGCCAAGGAGCUCAAAAAUACCUCAAGACAGUUGCUAGCGCUUUCAAAGGCCAACGAAGACGGCGAAAUCGAAGAUCGCACCAAGGAGGUCAGGACUAAGAUCGAUAAAAUGUUCGACCGUAGAAACCAAACUGUAUUGAGUGAACACUAUCUCAAUGUCACGAAAGCACAGGCAGACGAAGACGAGGAAGAAGGGUUUAUGUCCAUUAAGCGCCAUGAUCAUCAGAUAAAUGAAGAAGACUUGCCGCAAUUGAUUGCCCCAACUUCUAAGAGGGCACAAAGAAAGGCGACUUCAAAAAAAGCCUCACUUGCCGGUAAGGGAAACCCCUCUAAGCUGGUAUUUGACGACGAUGGAGAGGCUCAUCCUAUCUACGAAUUGGAAGGCGAAGAUGAGUUCCACGCUAAGGGCGCUGCUGAGGAGCAAAAGGAUGCUUACCUUCUAAAGGAAUCCGAGGCCAUGAAAACUCAUGAUAUAGCAGACAAGAAACUUGCCAAACAGAAACGACAGGAAAAGAAGAGAAAGCGUCUCGAGGCCCUGAGGCGAGAGCAAGAGACUGAAAUGGACAGUGAGGAUGACGAGGGUAGUGGCCCUUACCAGGUCACAUUGGGAACUGGUGAUUUGAAUGAGGACCUGGAUGUGUCAUCGUCGGAGGAAUCUGGUCAUUUUGCCAAAAGAGCUAAAUAUGACAGCGCCAGUGACAGUGGCUAUGAGAGCGAGAGCUACGUCAAAAAAGAUAAACCAUCAGCCAAUGACAGACAUGCGCGCGUUAUUGAGAUGGAGGAACCUGAGUCCUUGGAAGAUCUAGAAUCCUUGACAACCAGACUCUUGCAGAAUUAG